Messenger RNA from Lagopus leucura (white-tailed ptarmigan), 3134 nucleotides. It is a transcript of the gene STRADB, whose product is annotated as STE20 related adaptor beta. The transcript has 12 exons. Gene Ontology annotation, biological process: protein phosphorylation. Bases 417 to 1667 code for a protein of 416 amino acids. The record is from RefSeq and is a predicted model, not a curated record. NCBI's taxonomy places the organism in Eukaryota, Metazoa, Chordata, Aves, Galliformes, Phasianidae. Gene Ontology annotation, molecular function: ATP binding; protein serine/threonine kinase activator activity; protein kinase activity.
GAUCUCUCCAUUUUUCAUAUUUGAAAAGGAAUCGCACAUAUCUUCAAGCAUUUUGUUUAGAGUAAGAAUAGUAAGGACUACUGGCGGCUUAGUUAUUUGGCAGGAGAUGGUUGGUUGGUGCUUGUUCACUUUUCAGUGUUGCCUAGAUUAAAGAGUAUUCAUAAUAUUCAUGAAGGAUAUAAUCAAGCUUAGGUCCCUGACUUAUAAAAUUAUUGGGUUUGGAUGUAGUAGUUCACCUUUUGAAGUUAACUUUCAAGCAAUAAUUACAUGUUAACAUGGAACAACCCCCAGCAAUUGACUUCAUGUCAGCUGUCAAGCAGGAUUGAUUCAACACAGUAGAAGACUUCCCUGGGAAUCAUCAGGUACUUAAAGAUCAAUGGGUGUAUAUGACUUUUCACCUCAUCUAAAGUGGUUCCAUGUCUUGUUUGGACUGUUCCUGUAUUCUACGUACACCAGUUGAGUCAAUCAGACCAGAAAAGCAAUCUCAGAGCAGCAGCCAUGAAUCCCUGGCUGAUUCUGAGCUAGCCUGGAUUCCCCCAUCUAAAGGAGGGAAUGAAACAAUAUUUUGUUCCUCCAACGUCUCUCAUUAUGAACUCCAGGUGGAAAUAGGAAGGAGAUUCAACAACUUAACUUCAGUCUACCUUGCACGGCAUACCCCUACAGGCACACAAGUUGCCAUAAGGAUCACAGACCUAGAAAGCUGCUCAGAAGAGCAUUUGAAAGCCUUACAGAAUGAGGUGGUUUUAUCCCACUUUUUCCAGCAUCCCAACAUAAUGACACUUUGGACAGUGUUUACAGCUGGUAGUUGGCUUUGGGUCAUUUCUCCAUUCAUGGCCUAUGGUUCUGCUAGACACCUGCUGAAGACUUACUUUCCUGAAGGAAUGAGUGAAGCUUUGAUAGGGAACAUCCUGUUUGGUGCAAUCAGAGGAUUAAAUUACAUGCACCAGAAUGGCUACAUUCACAGGAAUAUUAAAGCUAGCCACAUUCUGAUUUCAGGGGAUGGACUGGUUUCUCUCUCUGGCUUAAACAACCUCUACAGUUUAGUUAACAAUGGACAAAAGUCAAAGGUGGUGUAUGACUUUCCUCAGUUUAGUACAUCUGUACUUCCUUGGCUGAGCCCUGAGCUACUGAGACAGGAUUUGUGUGGGUAUAAUAUGAAGUCUGACAUCUACAGUGUGGGAAUAACAGCAUGUGAAUUAGCCAAUGGACAUGUUCCAUUUCAAGAUAUGCCUCGCACCCAGAUGCUGCUGCAGAAGCUGAAAGGUCCCACAUACUAUCCCUGGGAUAUAAAUGCCUUCCCCCAUGGGGAAUCCAGAAUGAAGAAUUCCCAAUCAGGCGUUGAUUCUGGAAUUAGUGAGAGUCUGACACGCACAAUGACGAGCGAAAGACUACAAAGUCCUGUUUCCAAAACAUUUUCCCCUGCAUUCUACAACUUGGUAGAACUUUGCUUGCAACAGGACCCUGAGAAAAGGCCAUCAGCAAGCAGUUUGCUUUCUCAUACGUUCUUCAAACAGGUAAAAGAACAAACACAGAACUCGCUCCUGUCCCUAUUACCACCCCCUGUUCAAAACAACAGAUCAGAGUUCUUGACGCUGCCCUCGGCAGCAGCUGAGGCUGAACCUGGACGUAUUGCUGCAACUCAACAUGAUACAGCCUGGGAAUUCUAAGUAGAUACCAAACGAUCAUACCUCUCUUGUGCUUCAAAGAAGGAAAAUGUGAUUUCUACUUGCUGCUUUAGUUUGUAUGGUUAAAAUACGGUUAGACACUGUGCACUUGAAAAUGCAGUUAAAGUGGCCAUAUUCCAUUAACUUCAUCAUAUGUUUGCAUCAGGAAGUGCAGUAUGCCUCAUUUUGUCAGAUCUCAAGCAAAACUGCAUGUAGGAGAUAAGAAUUCAAUUGUUCUCCUCUUUUGAAAUACUUAAUGUGAGGGUUCCUGCUGUAUCUUUACUUUUUACUGCACUUUUUAAGCUCAUAUUACUGCAGUCCAAGUGCCUUUCUGAAUUCAGGCUUUGUCUUUUGUCUACAGCUUUUCUUCAGUAAUCUAUUUAUCUUUCAUUGUUGCCUAAAUUAUCUUAGUGAAGAGUAAUGGUCCAUUUUCAAGCCUAAAUUUGAAACUGCAGAAAUGAAUUUCUUAUACAAAUCGUGUUUCUUUUUCCUGCCUCGCAGAAGGUGUGUUGGCCAGUUGACAUGCUGUCAGUGUUUGCCCUGAAUUAGCUAGCAAGACUUUCCUGCAGUUUCAAUACUGCAUGUUGACCAAAGAAGCUAGUUGAAAACGCUGUUGCAUUUUUCUGCAUCCUUAAUACAGAUCUGUGCUUUUGCAUCUUCAUUUAGUCUUGCAUCAUCUUAACUAGCAAUUUGAGAACCUCCGAUAAUGUAAAGGAAGUCUUAAGUUAUAACACAUAUAGGUUAAUUUUGAAGACUUGUUAAAUGAUCUGAAGUCACUGUAUGUGUUUUUGUUUAUACUGUGUACCAAGAAUUAUCUGGACCUAAUAUUGUUUUCUCAAAAGAAGUUACAAGACACAUUAAGCUUCAUCCGUGUUACUGCUUGCAAACAUCUUCUGCAGUCAGAUUCCCAUGAUUCAACUCAGAGCACAAAUUCACAAGAAUCUGAGAGGUUUCAUUGUCUCUUCCCUGAGGAAAAACUGCCCUUGUGCCCACAAAAAUCACUAACUUCUCAUCUCCCACACUACACCAAGCAACUCAAGCUGAACAAAAGCAGCAUUAUUUAUUUAUAUUUUUUAAAUUAAAACUGCAACCUCAUCAUGUUUUAGAAAAAGCUGUGUCCCAAGCCAUUACUACUUGCUGACAUAGGUUCUAACAAUAGUGAAAAUGUAUAAAUAGUGAAUGGAUACAUUUCAGUUUUUCAACACACAGAAAUUCCACUGUGAAGUGCUCAAAUCUGACAUAGCUGGGCCUAUGUGUAACCAGCCCUGCAAAUGCUUCUGCUUUGCCAGCAGCUUCUCUUCAAAGUCUUGAAUGCACUGGAAGGCACAAACAAUUCUAAACAAUCACACUGAAAUAUUAACAAAAUACUUGACACUACUCGUUAUGCUGUGAAGGGAACUCAUAGUUCAGAACAUAAUAGGUACAACUGAGCUUAAGAGCCUCUCAAUAAACUUACCCUGUCUGCCUCCA